Molecule: messenger RNA, 3180 nt
Organism: Xyrauchen texanus (razorback sucker)
Lineage: Eukaryota; Metazoa; Chordata; Actinopteri; Cypriniformes; Catostomidae
Product: protein kinase C-binding protein NELL2
Exons: 20
Coding region: 287-2725 (812 amino acids)
Molecular function (GO): protein binding; calcium ion binding
Source: RefSeq, a predicted model, not a curated record
CUCUCUCUCACACACACACAUUAGCUCCAGGGGAAGCUAGUUUCACGCUGGCUGCUGGAUCUGCAGUCUGUGCGGUGCGCAAUCACCAAAACCACCUGUGCGGCUCCCGCGCUUCUCUUUACGGAAUAUUCACGCGCAUUCACCGGAAUCUUUAAGUGCUGGAGAUGCUCUCCUCAUCCUUUGGGAAUGUUUGAAUGAGGAGAAUCGGACCUGCUUGCACGUGAUUGAAUUUGUGCGCGUUUUUCUGAGGAGCAGAUUACAACAUGGACUAAUUUGAUCAUUCACAAUGGGAUUAUUGCAGUUUUUUGUUGGAUUAUUUUACGUGGCAUCAGUCGCUGCAUUCGGCGUGGAUCCAGCGGUUCGGAUCAGCGUGUUCCAGGAAUUCAGUCCGGGAAAAGGGUUUGCUGGAGUGACACAGGUGCAAGGCUUCCAUGACGAUACGAGAGCGUUCCUGUUUCAAGGUGCGUCCCGUAGCGUGAGAGUCCCCGAUGACGCCGCUGGCCGCAUGCUGCAGAAACUGCGCGGGAAGAGCGAGUUCACCGUUGCACUGACGCUCAAGCAAGAGAAACUGAACUCUGGAGUUAUACUGUCCGUGCAUCACGCAGAACAGAGAUUGUUGGAAUUGGAGAGUAGCGGGCAGAAGAGUGAGCUGCGUCUUCAUUUCCAGACGAAAGAUAAGCAAACGUACACAGAGAUUUUCCCGUACAUGCUCGCCGACGACCAGUGGCACAAAGUCUCGGUGGCCAUCAGUGCUUCACAUGUGGCGCUCUAUGUAGACUGCAACAGAAUCUAUGAGCGAGUGAUAGCGGUUCCUCUAAUGGAAAUACCAGAGGACGCCUCGUUCUGGGUGGGACAGAGGAACAGUGCACAUGGCUUAUUCAAGGGUGUGAUGCAAGACAUGCAGAUUCUUGUAAUGCCUCACGGAUACAUCACGCAAUGCCCCGACCUGAACCGCACCUGCCCGACCUGUAAUGACUUCCAUGGACUCGUGCAGAAGAUCAUGGAGCUGCAGGAUAUCUUAGCUAAAACCUCCAGCAAGUUGUCUCUGGCCGAGGAGAAGAUGAAGGGUUUGGACUCGUGUUAUUGUGAGAGAACGUGUCACGUGAAGGGACUGACCUACAGAGAAGAGCAGACAUGGACUGACGGCUGCAAGAACUGCACGUGCUCGAAUGGAACUGUCCGCUGUGAGAAGAUUCUGUGUUCCCCCCUCGACUGUCCUGAUGGUACGACCCCAGCAUACGUGACAGGAGCCUGCUGUAAAGAGUGCCAGUCGAUGUGUCUGUUUUCGGAGCAGACGCUGGUGGAGGGAGACCGUUGCGCGGUUCAUCAUCCCAGCGGACUCCAGUGCCAGCUGUACGAAUGCAGGGAUCGUACAAUGCACAGAAUCCCAAACGCAGACGACUGCCCGCAGCUCACAUGCGCUGAUGCCGAACAGCUGACGCUUACAGACAGAUGCUGCAGAGUCUGCAGAGGUCACGACUUCUGCGGCGAGGACAACGUCUGCGCAGAGAACUCCGACUGCGUGAACUUGGACGCCGGCGCGAGCUGCAGCUGCAGGAACGGGUUCCGCCCACUCCGCGAGGACAGUGCAUACUGCGAAGAUAUCGACGAGUGUGCGGAGGGGAGACACUACUGCCGCGAGAACACUCAGUGUGUGAACACCGGCGGAUCCUUCAUGUGUAUCUGUCACACUGGAUUCAUCCGCAUCGACGAUUACUCCUGCACAGAGCAUGAUGAGUGUGUGUCCGGGCAGAACAGUUGCGAUGAGAACGCGUUGUGUUUUAACACUGUCGGUGGGCACAGCUGCUCCUGUAAACCCGGAUUCACAGGAAACGGUACCACCUGUAGAGCCCUCUGUGAUGGACGCUGUCUCAACGGCGGCACGUGCUCUUCUCCAAACAUCUGCGUGUGCCCGCAGGGCUUCACUGGACAAAACUGUGAGACAGAUAUCGACGAGUGCUCAGAGGGUUUGGUGCAGUGUGACACUCACGCUACCUGUGUGAACUUACCUGGGUGGUAUCACUGCGAGUGUCGUGACGGUUACCAUGACAACGAGGUGUUCACCGCCAACGGAGAGUCAUGUAAAGACAUCGACGAGUGUCGCACGGGUCGCAGCACCUGCGCCAACGACACGGUGUGUUUCAACAUCGACGGUGGAUACGACUGUCGCUGUCCGCACGGACACAACUGCACCGGUGACUGUGUCCAUGACAACAAAGUGAAGCACAAUGGACAGAUCUGGGUGCUGGACAGUGACCGAUGCUCCGUCUGCUCGUGUCAGUCGGGUCGGGUCAUGUGCAGACGGAUGGUGUGUGACUGUGACAACCCGACCCUUGACCUGUUCUGCUGUCCGGAGUGUGACCCGAGACUCACGUCUCAAUGUUUACAUCAGAACGGACUGCUCACCUACUCCAGCGGAGACACCUGGAUCGAGAACUGCCAGCGCUGCCAGUGUCUGCAGGGUGAGGUUGACUGCUGGCCGUUGUCAUGCCCGCCGGCGGACUGUGACUUCACGCUGGUGCCCGAGGGCGAGUGCUGCCCACGCUGUGUUUCGGACCCGUGCCAGGCUCACUCUGUCCGCAAUGACAUCACCAAGACCUGCGAGGAUGAACACGGGAUCACACGCUUCAGCGGCUCCUCGUGGAUCAAAUACGGCACAGGGUGCACUCUGUGUCAAUGCAAGAUCGGACACAUCUGUUGCUCAGUGGAUCCCAUGUGUCUUUAGUCGCUUCUCUCUGGACUAACGGCACCUGUACAGUCUCGCACGGCCGACCCUUCCACGACCUCCCCGACCCUUCCGGAAUUAAUGCCAAAUACGAAACGUGACAACCGCGACCUCAUCGAGGCCAUUUCUGCACAAAGACUAUUAACUCAUCCGAAACACAACUGAACACACUGCUCACGCCGGCAUGACCACACUGGAUGUUUCUAGAAAACAUUCCUUCAUUUUGAUCUUUCACAGAAACGGAUGUAGAAAAUGUAGCUCGUACGUAAAUCUGAUCGUCUUUCUCUUUUGCCUGGUUAUCGAAGUCGAUGCUAAUUUGUGUUUCCACGGCACUUUUUACAAUUAGCUUUCCGUCUCUCUUUUUUGUCUAGAUUUUAAAUGAUGAUGAUUAUUAUUAUUAUUAUUAUUAUUAUUAUAUGGCUUGUACGUGUCUAAUGGUGAAUAAAAUCUCUCCA